Aspergillus oryzae RIB40 is the source of this 993-nucleotide messenger RNA. Its product is annotated as porphobilinogen deaminase. The coding region runs from base 1 to 993 and encodes 330 amino acids. The transcript has 2 exons. Gene Ontology annotation, molecular function: hydroxymethylbilane synthase activity. Lineage: Eukaryota; Fungi; Ascomycota; Eurotiomycetes; Eurotiales; Aspergillaceae. The record is from RefSeq and is a predicted model, not a curated record. Gene Ontology annotation, cellular component: cytoplasm. Gene Ontology annotation, biological process: heme biosynthetic process.
AUGGAAACAUCUCCGACACCUCAGCCGCCACUCCGGAUCGGGACCCGACGAUCCAACCUGGCCAUGGUCCAGGCGGAGGGCAUUCGGAAUUGCCUGCAAAAGAUUGCCCCGGAUCGAUCGUUUGAAAUUGAAGCCCUCCGCACGCUGGGUGAUCGAGACCAGUUAACGGCGCUGUAUAACUUCGGUGCCAAGAGUCUCUGGACUACAGAGCUAGAGGAAAAGCUCAAUGCCGGCGAACUGGAUGUCAUUGUGCACUGUCUAAAAGACAUGCCAACGAGCCUUCCCGACUCCUGUGAGCUCGCAGCUAUUCCGCCCCGUGAUGAUCCCCGGGAUGCCUUGAUCGUGAAGGCUGGCCUGCCCUACACGAGCUUGAAGAGCCUCCCCGAGGGCGCCGUGGUAGGCACUUCAUCCGUCCGGCGCUCAGCCCAGCUCCGCCGUCUCUAUCCCCAUCUCCGCUUUGCCAAUCUCCGCGGCAAUGUAGAGACUCGUCUCGCUAAGGUGGACAAUUCCGAUAGCGAGUACACAUGCAUGGUGAUGUCUGCUGCGGGCCUUGAGCGGGUAGGCCUUGAGCAUCGGAUUAGCCAGUACCUGGGCUCUAAAGAUGGGGGUAUUCUCCACGCUGUCGGACAAGGUGCCCUGGGCUUGGAAAUUCGCAAGGGAGACAGGAAGAUGCAGGAAUUGCUGGGUCAGUUGGCUGACCAGCAGUCCACUCUUGCUUGUCUCGCUGAGAGGUCUCUUAUGAGGACCCUUGAGGGUGGGUGUAGUGCUCCCAUUGGGGUGGAAACGGAGUGGAUUUCUGCGGGUGCCUUGAGCAUACAUGCUAUCGUUGUUAGUUUGGACGGUACUAAGAGUGUCGAGGACACUAUUGUCUCGAAUGUUAAAACUGUCGAGGAAGCAACGGCACUCGGGAAAGAACUCGCGGCUAGACUGGUCAAGGCUGGUGCUGGGGAGAUUUUGAACAAUAUCAAUGCCAACCGACCUCCCAAGAACUGA